Messenger RNA from Phaeodactylum tricornutum CCAP 1055/1, 1425 nucleotides. RefSeq lists its product with no specific name. The annotation marks the transcript as partial. The record is from RefSeq and is a predicted model, not a curated record. Gene Ontology annotation, cellular component: intracellular membrane-bounded organelle; membrane. The transcript has 4 exons. Gene Ontology annotation, biological process: transmembrane transport; lipid transport. Gene Ontology annotation, molecular function: ATP binding; ABC-type transporter activity; lipid carrier activity. NCBI's taxonomy places the organism in Eukaryota, Bacillariophyta, Bacillariophyceae, Surirellales, Neidiaceae.
AUGUUCUUUCUUUCGUGUGAAGGGCACAACGGAGCUGGGAAGUCGACUUUAAGCAACCUGAUCUCGUGUGAAUUUCGUCCAACUAGCGGAGACGUAAAGGUCUUUGGUCAUUCCGUGACGAAUGAAACAUGUGCUGUACGCAACCUCGUCGGAAUAUGCCGUCAAGACGAUUACCUCUACCCAAAUCUUACAGCCAAGGAACAUCUUGAACUUUACGCUGGACUACGGGGCGUGCCUCUGAAGAACAUUCCCUCGGUUGUGCAGGAAUGGCUUGAAAGUGUCGAUCUACAAUCAGUUCAAGAUCACUAUAGCGCAAGCUAUUCCGGUGGCAUGAAACGCCGAUUGUCUCUUGCGCUGGCAACGAUUGGUGGCCGUCCUCUAAUUAUAUUGGAUGAGCCAACCACUGGAAUGGAUCCUGUCAGUCGCCGCUUCGUCUGGCGCCACAUUGAUUCUGUUAAAGAAGGUCGAGUCAUCCUGUUGACUACACACGCUAUGGAAGAAGCCGACCUGUUGGCAGACACAGUUGCUAUUAUGCGAAAGGGAAAAUUUGCUGCGGUCGGCACCCCACUAGAACUCAAGGCAGAGCAUGGAUCGGCUCUCCAGUUUUCUGUCCUUGUCGAGCCGGAGCUCGUCAGCACAACAGAGUCUUCGAUUCGUGAUCGCUUUGCUCAGUACAAAGAAUUUUUCACGCUUACGGCAGGUAGCGCAGGAAACCUGUCUGCAAACAUUCGACGGGUCAGCAAGACCGAUGGAGAAGAAGGCGUGGAUGUUGAUACGCUAACCGAGUUUGUGGCGUGUUUCGCCUGUACUGAUGAACUUGAUCUUCAUGUUCCAAAAGGACAAGUUAUUGGACUACUGGGCAAAAAUGGUGCUGGGAAAACAACGGCGCUGAAAAUUCUUUCAACAGCCCAUGACGCGACUGACGGAGUCGCGUUGGUCGCUGGUUAUAACGUCAAUGCAGAGCAACGCCGAGUUUUCGAACAUUUAGGGAACUGCCCACAGUUUGAUGUUGUGUGGGAUCGUUACACAGUCGAGCACCAUCUGGUAUUCUUCGCGCGACUCAAGGGAUUGCCACGGAAGGAAGUGAGAGACAUCGCCAUGAGGGUUGCAAAUGCAGUCGGAUUAGGUGCUCCGGAAGUUUUUCAUCGCCAUGUUGGACAACUGAGCGGAGGCAUGCGUCGACGUCUGUCGAUUGCCAUUUCGCUCGUGGGUGCUCCCGAUGUAUUGCUUCUAGAUGAACCGUCUACUGGUCUCGAUCCGUCGACGCGCAAUUCCAUAUGGGGGCUUAUACAUUCGUUUGCGACCCCCGAGCGCUCUAUAAUUAUUACAACACAUAUGAUGAUCGAGGCCGAUACGUUAUGCAAUCGGAUCGCGAUAAUGAAGAAAGGGAAAUUGGCGGUUGUUGGCACACAGCAAACUUUGAAA